Molecule: messenger RNA, 1037 nt
Organism: Dendrobium catenatum
Lineage: Eukaryota; Viridiplantae; Streptophyta; Magnoliopsida; Asparagales; Orchidaceae
Product: cleavage and polyadenylation specificity factor subunit 2
Exons: 3
Coding region: 93-788 (231 amino acids)
Source: RefSeq, a predicted model, not a curated record
CUCGAGCUAUAGCUCGUUGGUUGAGAAAACUCGGCCCUCCUCCAGGAGCCGCGCGGCCCGCGCCAGAAUAGCUCAAACGGCCCCAAAAAAGAAUGAUAGGGACUCCUAUCAUAUACAUACGUGUCGAAAGGAGAGCGACGUGGGCGAGCCCUGACCAGUUCGGCAAACAACGUAGAAAUCUUCAGUCUUUAGCGUCUUCCUGCCCCUUUCUGCCAAUGGAAUCUGAGGAAGAUAAGAAGACGAAGGUGGAUCUCCUCCACGCCGCCGUUCACCAGCUCCUGGAGCACAGAAGGAUCAACAGUAGCAGGGAUCGUGAAGAAAGUCUCCUCCUUUCCAGAUUACUCUGUCAGCUAGAAUCGCUGGACGAAGAGGCGCACACCACCUGUUUGACGAAAUGCCCCUACGGCCCAAAAUGCUGUGGAGCCAACCAGGAAGCUAGUAUUGAGAAAAUUGCUAGGGAGCUGAGGAGCAUCAAGAUACAGAAUCGGAUUAGCCAUUGUCUGCUAGCUGUGAUGAUCAUUAUAACCGCGGCGUGGCAGAUGUCCGAGGUCUCGUUGCUGCUGUCAGUGAGGGAUAAGCUCUGCAAUCCGUUGAAAAUUGUGGGGAAUUUGCUCAGAAAUUCCAUUAAAUGGCGAGAGAAGAAGUCUGAGAUUGAAGAAGCUAGUUGGCCGCUCAUUGGAGUGCCGCAGGUUCCUGAUAUUGAUCUUGCUUUUCUUCCUUUUAAUAACAACAACAACAACAACAAUAAUAAUAGUAAUAAUAAUAAUAAUAACAAUAAUGGGCAUUGAAGAUCUCAUGAAGUUGUUUUUUGCGUUAAAAAUGGCUGUUUUGAAAUGGAGGGAGGGACUUUAGUUCUUCAUAUGUAGCAGUUGUGUUUUUAUUUUUAUUUGUAGGGGCUGUUUGGCUGCAAGUAGGAUUUAGUUCUUAGUAUAUCCUGUAAAUUAGGAUUUAAUCAAUCUUGUGUACAUUUUUGGGAAUGAGAGGUGUUCAAUCUACUUGAAUGUCAUUCGGUAAUUUGGGUACUUAUUUAAGGAUCU